Molecule: messenger RNA, 3459 nt
Organism: Funneliformis geosporum
Lineage: Eukaryota; Fungi; Glomeromycota; Glomeromycetes; Glomerales; Glomeraceae
Source: the annotation of a GenBank genome assembly
AUGAGUCAGUCAACCACAAUCCAACCUUUAAAUCAAGAGGAAAAUACACCAUCAAAUAUAUCUAACCCUUUUGCUUUCACACCAACGCAACUUUAUCGUCUCAUAGACCCAAAAAAUCUUUCAUUAUUAAAAAGUUAUGGAGGAAUCGAUGGUUUAAUAAAGGGACUUCAUUCCGACCCACAAGCUGGUCUAAGUAGAGAUGAGUCCACCCCUUUGAAACAAAUAUCAUUUAAAGAUAUAACAAAAGAUUUGCCUGAAGACGGUAGUAUUAUAGAAAAUGAAGAAGAUAAUGCACAACAAACUUUAGUUGUCGGUCAAAUUCCUGAAGAGGGUGCUCCUUUUUAUCAGAGAAUUAAGGCUUUUGGCACAAAUUUAUUGCCUGAAAAAAAACCAAAAUCCAUUUUUCAGUUAAUGUGGAUUGCGAUGCAAGAAAAAGUUUUGAUUCUUUUAACGAUAGCUGCUUUCGUAUCAUUGGGUCUUGGUCUUUUUGAAGAUUUUGGGCCUCAUCAAAAUGAGGAGGAUCCCAAUCAACCUAAAAUCCGUUGGGUAGAAGGGGUUGCCAUUAUUGUCGCUAUCAUAAUCGUUGUUAUGGUUGGUAGUCUGAACGACUGGCAAAAAGAAAAACAAUUUCAAAAGUUAAAUGCUAAAAAAGAGGAUCGUAACGUUAAAGUUAUAAGGAAUGGUAGAGAAUCUCUUAUAUCAGUUCAUGAUAUCCUUGUAGGCGAUGUACUUCAUUUGGAACCUGGUGACAUAAUUGCGGCUGAUGGCGUUUUAAUUGCUGGACAUAAUUUACGUUGUGAUGAAUCAGCUGCUACAGGAGAAAGUGAUGCUGUAAGAAAAUUGAAAUAUGAAGAUUGUUUAAAAGAAUCAGAAAAGGAAGAUGGUGGUGUAUUUUCAUUUCACUCUAAAUCUGAUCCUUUUAUAAUUAGUGGUAGUAAAGUAUUGGAAGGAGUUGGUAUUUACAUUAUCACCGGUAUCGGUAUCAAUUCUUUUCAUGGCAAAAUUAUGAUGUCUUUAAGGUCUGAUCCCGUAGACACACCUCUCCAAGUAAAAUUGAAUGAUCUUGCCGAAAGGAUCGCAAAGUUGGGCGGGGCUGCAGCUCUUCUGAUGUUUUUAGUUCUCAUUAUAAUAUAUUUUGUUAGUUUUCGUAAUGAGGUACCAGGUGUUUUCCAAGUAUUGGAUAAUUUAAUUAGAAUCGUCAUUUCAACGGUUACUAUUAUUGUAGUUGCAGUACCGGAAGGUCUGCCUUUAGCAGUAACAUUAGCGCUUGCAUAUGCCACAACACGUAUGCUUAAGGAUAACAAUCUUGUACGUGUUCUCUCAGCUUGUGAAACAAUGGGUAAUGCAACGACAAUUUGUUCAGAUAAAACUGGGACAUUAACUCAAAAUAAAAUGACUGUUGUUGCUGGAACUAUCGGUUUAUCUGUUUCAUUUGUUAGAGAUGCCGAAGAGUCUAAAAAUAAUCCUCUUCAGAAUGUCGAUAUUUUAAAUCAUCCUAUUCCGUUACAACAAUUAAAAUCUAAACUUCCUGAAGAUAUCAUAAAUUUUUUGAACGAAUCGAUAGCAAUUAAUUCCUCUGCCUUUGAAGGUGAACUUGAAAAUGGAAAAAGAACUUUUGUUGGUUCUAAAACCGAAACCGCGCUAUUAGGAUUUUUAUUGGAUUUGGAUCUUGAUAAUAUUAAAUCUUUGAGAGAGAAUGCCGAAAUUAUACAAUUAUUCCCAUUUAGCUCUGAAAGAAAAGCGAUGGGAGUAGUUAUAGAAACUGGUUCUAAAUGGAGAUUUUACGUAAAAGGUGCAAGUGAAGUUUUGUUAAAAAGAGCAAAUAUGAUAGUGGAUUUUAAAGCCGAUGAUAAAACUGCUUUUGAAGUGAUUAAUCUAACUGAAGAACGUGCUGAUAAAAUGCAAAAUAUAAUCGAGACAUAUGCCAGAAAAAGUCUAAGAACGAUAGGGCUUGCUUAUCGUGAUUUUGAAGAAUGGCCACCAAAGAACAUGACGCCAAAUGUUGAAGGUGACAUUCCUUAUGAGGAAUUAGUUAAUGGUGUCACAUUAUUGAGCAUCGUGGGUAUCGAAGAUCCACUGAGAGAAGGAGUUCGAGAGGCGGUUCAAAUGUGUAAAAAGGCUGGUGUUACAGUUCGUAUGGUCACUGGCGAUAAUAUUUUAACUGCAAAAUCUAUUGCUACACAAUGUGAAAUUUUUACAGGUGGUGAGGUUAUGGAAGGACCUGUCUUUCGUAAUCUUUCGCCUCAAGAAAUGAAAGCGUUAUUACCAAAACUGCAAGUUCUUGCUCGAUCUAGUCCUGAAGAUAAAAAAAUAUUGGUUGGUCGUCUUAAAGAAUUAGGCGAAGUUGUUGCUGUCACCGGUGAUGGUACAAAUGAUGGUCCCGCUUUAAAACUUUCUGAUGUUGGCUUUUCGAUGGGCAUAGCUGGUACAGAAGUUGCCAAGGAAGCUUCAUCUAUCAUUUUAAUGGAUGAUAAUUUUUCAAGUAUUGUCAAGGCCAUUAUGUGGGGAAGAAGUGUAAAUGAUGCAGUAAAGAAGUUUUUACAAUUCCAGCUGACGGUUAACGUUACCGCUGUGUUGCUUACUUUCAUUACGGCCGUUUCAAGCAGUGAUCAAAGAUCUGUUCUUUCAGCUGUUCAAUUAUUAUGGGUCAAUCUUAUCAUGGAUACCUUUGCCGCACUUGCUCUUGCAACAGAUCCACCCACUAUUGAUUUGUUAGAUCGUAUGCCAGAACCUAAAAAUGCACCUUUAAUCACUUUAGAUAUGUGGAAAAUGAUUAUGGGUCAAAGUAUAUUUCAAUUGGUGAUUACUUUGAUUUUAUUUUAUGGCGGUGAACAAAUAUUUGAAUAUGAACAACUGGUGAUGAGAACUGUUAUCUUUAAUACAUUCGUAUUCCUGCAGAUCUUUAAUGAAAUCAAUUGUCGACGAUUGGAUCAUAAAUUAAAUGUUCUAAAAGGUGCUUGGGCAAAUAAAUUUUUACUUGUUAUUUUCUUUAUAAUGGUUUUCGGGCAGGUUUUGAUCGUUGAGUUUGGAAAAGCUGCUUUCCAGGCCACGCAUCUUAAUAUAGUACAGUGGUUAAUAUGCAUCGGUUUUGGAUCCUUAUCAAUCCCUGUCGGAGUUAUUAUUCGUUUGAUUCCUACUGAAUUGAUUUUCUGUGGUUUCCGCACAAACAUUGAACCUGCAACAACAGCACAACGGGAAAAGGAUUUCGAUGCGAUUAUAGAAAUGCAAAAUAGAUUAAGGAUCUUUAAAACACUUCGUGGUGGUAGAAUUAGAGCUCAUUUUGGUGAUAAAAAGGAAAAACGUGAGACACGCUCAAAGGCAUUUGCAGCUGCCACAAUGUUUGCAAGUUUGGUUCCAGCCUCAAUAGGAGCACCAAUUAAUUAUGAACAGAAUAAUCAUACCAUAAUAGAAAAUGUACCUUCUACUUCUGAAAGUCAGAAUGGCAUAAAUCCGGUCUGA